Molecule: messenger RNA, 12665 nt
Organism: Varanus komodoensis (Komodo dragon)
Lineage: Eukaryota; Metazoa; Chordata; Lepidosauria; Squamata; Varanidae
Gene: CDON
Product: cell adhesion associated, oncogene regulated
Exons: 20
Coding region: 4898-8668 (1256 amino acids)
Biological process (GO): cell-cell adhesion; nervous system development; axon guidance
Cellular component (GO): axon; plasma membrane
Molecular function (GO): protein binding
Source: RefSeq, a predicted model, not a curated record
AGUUGGUGUGAACUUGGGUGGACUCCAGGGGAUGGUGGAGGACAGGAAGGCCUGGAGGAAUGUUGUCCAUGGGGUCGUGAUGGGUCGGACACGACUUCACGACGAACAGCAACAACAACACACAGGAUUUAGGAUAAAUAAUCCCAUGUUUGUUUUUAUCUUUAGAAUAAGAAUGUAGAACUAAGAACAUAAGAAAAGCCGUGCAGGAUCAGACUGAUGGUCCAUCCAUUUUAGCUUUCAAUUCACAUGGUGGCAAACCAACUGACCACUGAAUCCCUCAAGACAGAAUGGGUAGAGUUCCACCUGUCCAGGUUCCUCAGCAACUGGUGAGGGUGAGACUUACUCCUGAAGUACAUCAAAAAGGCAGGAAAAGUGUGUAUACUGUAUGUUACCUUGUCUUGCUUUAUUCUAGUCUGGAAAAGCUCAAAUUUAAGUACAAGAAAAGGACGUAACUCCCCUACAACUUAUUACUCAUUAAUUACAUAGUUCUCUGACCAGCCUCCCCAUUUGAAGAGUGUAUUUUAUUUAUUAAAUUCCCCCCACCCCAUUAGCCAGGUUGCCUCUCUGGGCAGCUUACACAAAUAUAAAACAGAUACAAUUAAACAAUCAUAUUAAAUCUAGCGUAAAUGCUUACAACAAUAAAACAUAAUAAAACCCUACAAUAAAACCCCACAACAGUCACAACUCAAAUUAAUUGAAGGACACAAUAGCACUAAAAUACAAUAAAUGCCAUAUAAAAUGGAUUUUAUAUUGAUUUAUAAUUUGUAAUGUGGUUUGAAAGCAUCAAAGUCCCUUAAUGUAGGCAUACACAGUACUACUUGAAAUUCCAAUAAGUAGCACAUAUCAUAGACAUUGUACAACUCCCUGUAGUAGCAAAAAUACUAAAAUAUAUAUUCUGAUGUGGUAUAAAGAACUGUCCAGAAAGACCAAACAUAAACAAUGGAUAUAGCAAGUUUUGAUUGGUUGAGGGGCAGCCUGUAUAAGUUCCAAUGGACUGACAGUGGGCAUGUCUGAGUAACAGCUGGGUUAUGCAAGGCCUAGUCUUCAUUGCACAGAGCCAGAUGCCAGGUUUUCAAACAAAGCUGCUUUCCUCUGUUCCUGUAUAUAACAAUUGAAUAAUCAAAGCAGUUGAAAACUGUGCAGUACUCAAUGUGAGGCUUGCAGGAGUGUGAUUUAACUGACCUACAAGUCAAGUUCAGGAAUGAAUAUUUGCAAGCUUCCAGGCAAAAUGUAGAAGACAUACUGUACCAAGGAGCCAUAACUGAAGUGCAGCUUAGGUAAAAGGCUAGUGGCUGCUCUCUAAAGGUGUACAACUUUGAGGUGUCUCAGAGGAGAAAAAUGUUUUUUUGUUUCCUAAGCAUCCUGCUGUAAAUGAGCUUUUCUUCUACAACUGCAUAAGAGUGUUGGCAACAUAUUGGCUGCAUUCACACAUCAUAGUAAGCCGGGGUUACCAUUCGUGCAAUGCCCAUAGUUGGUUUAACCACUUCCGCUUUCUGUUAACACCAAGUAAGUUCUCACUGGAUUAUUUGCAAGGUUUGCAGCAGGCACUUGUUAAAAGCCACAGGUCCAUUUGGGUUUCAUUUGCGUCGUCUUGACUCACAUACUCAAAAGGACCCCCUUCUCUUGUGCUGCUCCAGAGAGCCAAUAACUAUACUUCCUUCCCGUUGAGGUCCCUCUUCUUGCUCCACGGUUGAUUGGUGGCUUCUUCCUACGCUGCCUUCAAAAAGCGAAUAGGUACUCCCACAUGGCCCCCACCUGGCUCAGAGCUUCCUGCUGCAGUGUAGUGUACAGCAGGUGGUGCUCAUAUAAUAAGAGUCAUGCUGGAUCAGACCAUUGCUUCCACUCAAUGGCAAAGAGCUGCCCAGAUGCAAGACAUCAAAUGCAAGACGUCAUUUCCCCCAUAUGCAACACCCUCCCACGCAAGGUCCCCAGCAACUGGUAGACAUAGGUAUAAUGCCCCUGAUACUUUGAUUACCCUUUCUGCAUUUUUUGCAGCUCUACGAUAUCCUUCUCUAGGUACUAUGACCAGAACUGCACAAUCACACCAUAGUUUGUAUACCGCAGUGUGAAGGUGGAAGAUUUAUUCCAAACAUGGAGUUUGAUUUUUUUUUCAUAGCAACUGCACAUUUGGUUGACAUUUUCAUCAAGCACUACAGCUGCAAGAUCUCUUUCUUUAAGGGUUGCAGGGUCAAUUCCCUUGAUUUUUGCCCUGAAUUUUGAUGUGAGUAUGAACUGAUACAAGUGCAACAUGCUUACUGUGUUUUGAUAGUAUGUAGGUGUAGAAUAUAUCAGAAAAUCUUGGGGUUGCUUGAAAGGUUAUGCUUCAGAGUGCCAUACUCUGUACUUUCUCACUGAUAGGGAAACCAGUCAGUCUUAGGUAAUGGUAUGGAAGGGUUAGGAUCUUCCACAGGCAAAUUAGGCCAAAUUGCUGCAGAUUUUUGGUGGCAGGUUCUGUUGAGACACGCUGCUCCCAUUCCUUUGCUGGGUUUAGAGGUAGGUUCCAUAGCUUCUUUCUGCUCAAUGCAGAAAUAAAACAGAUGGCCAAGAAAAGGGAGUUAUCAAACCCCUAAUCUGUGAGUGCACUGCAUCUCUGUAAGGAAAGUCUCCUCCUGCAGGCCAGCAUAGAAACCAGGUGGACUGGUGGAAGAAAUAGGGAGUGGUGUGUGCUUCUGCCAUCCUGCAGCAUUUAUGGCCUGUAAAAUGUCUUAGAGUCUUAUAAGGGCUAGUGAAAGUGACAGAGCUUCUCUUGUCCUCCACUCCCCCUAAUGAGUAAAAGCAAGGCUGAUAGCUUUUGGGGAUUUAUUUAUGAGGUUGUAUGGGAAGAUUAGGCAUCAUUUUAUAUUGCAGACUGCGAUGAGUGCAUGGGCAGUGCUUGUGUGUGCAUGCGCAUGCAUGAAAUAGCCCCUCAGCCCCCGUUGAAUUUAAUAUGACCUGUUCUCAGGUGAGUAUAGUAUUGCAUCCUGGAUCUCCUCAGUGCUGCUGCAUUUCUCCUCACCUCCCUGCCCCAGAGUGCCAAGAGUCCCCCCAGAGUGAUGCCACUCUAAGUCCUCUUCACCUGGGUUGCCAUUCCCAUUGAUUCAACCCUGAUAACACCCGAGCCACAUGAUCUAAAUGCCUCUUGAGUGUGUCUUGAACAACGUCCUGGACACUUUCUGACAAGUUACCAUAGUGGUAAGGACACCCAGCUGUAAACCCCCUUUUGCCAUAUAAAGGGCUUUUUGGCAUGUCCUGACAGCCCACUGUGGGCUGUUUAACCCACAGUGAUACUGUGGUAUGGGUGCGGUAAAUGUAGCCACUGUUUUGGAUAUGCAGUCCUUACUCGGUGGUUGUUAUGCUUUGCAAACUUGAGUGUAGGUUAUGUUAGGGUUAAACAAGCCUUGCAUAACCCAUGUUCACUGGGCUCACACAACAGCCCGUGAGUGGGGGUUGGAUAUAUAACUGGUACCCGUGGGAGGUGUGGCACGCCAUCCAAACUGAGCAGAAGAGAAAAAUAAAGUAUGUUAAACUAUAAGGAUGUUUUAUACAUCCUUAUAUUUUAAAAUUACCCAAGAUGAUCCAGUGGAAGCCUUAUUCAGAAGCACAAGAAUUCAGCUUCAUUUAUUAAAUUACUUCAUCCCCUAAGAAGGUUCCCAGCAAGGUUUCUGUCUGAGGAGGUUCAUCUAUAACUAAAGAGCCACUGGACUUGUUAACAAAUGUUACCAAGAAAACUUGGAAUGGGAAACACUUGUUAAUUGUAAGCUUUCAUUAACGUCUUUCAGGAUCUAAACAUUUAAAUGAAAUACUAGAGGCCCAGAUUGAAGUGCCUUCUUAAGUUGUGAAACUUACUGAAUAACUUGGGCAAGUCAUUUUCUCUCUGUGUAACUGUUUUCUCUGAUAAAACUACUGUGCAUGCAGUAAAAAGCUUUUUAAAAUUUAUGUUUUUAAUUAAUUUUGUGAAGUUUUUACAGAACUGCAGCAGUUAGUGCUGGAUUUUGAUGAGAAAAUUGCCCUUGAGGACAGAACUUGUGUAGCAGUUUCAACAUUCCUGUCUGUCCACAUCAUUUUAUGAAAGCAUACAUUUCUCUGUGUCCUCCUUUCCCUCUGGUGGUUUGUGAAAAUUUGUAUUAAUCUUACUUGCUAUGUCUGUGUGAAUUUCUUGCACUGAUUAAAUGAGUAAUGUGAAGAAUAGUCCAGUGGAAUUGCUUGGCAAUUCACCUGAAAAGAGAACGCUGCACCUGGUUCCUCUCUCACUUUUCCUGGGCUAUGAAAAUGUUUGUGGUGGGAAAGGGGGCGUGCACUACCGGCCGCACAUGUCAGUUUUCUGAAGUCAGAGGAGAACAGCAGGAUGAAGGUCACUGUGGCUGUUCCCAUUAACCUAAUGAGAACUGGGAUGUGGGAGAUAGCUACCCCAGAGCAAGAAGAUGUCCCCAUGUCAUUGCAUUGUAUAUCUUUUUUAAAAAAGUUGAAGAUCCAAAGGCAAAGGAGCUGCUUUAUCCAAAGCCCUGCUAGGUUUAUGCCAGGAAGACGGGUACUUUUACAAUGAAAUGGUGCUUUUCUCUAUUCUUCCCCUACCUGCAAGUUGGAAGGGGGUGUUUUUAUACUUUUAAAAUUUCUUUCCAAGCCUGACAUAGAUUUCUAUCAGUUCCAGGGACAUACUGGGCAAAAUGGGAAGGAUAUGAAUCCAGUGGCUCCCAUCAUUUCCUGCCAUAUCUACUUUUGCUUCUACCAGAGCUGGAGUUCCACCAUGAGGGAGACACAACUGGGAUAGGGUUUCUGAAAUCAGAUCUUCCUUUGUGCAGUUUAGACUUAUCUCUAUUUCUCUGCCCUCAGAGGGAAAGAAUGCAAACAUCCUUCCAGGCUCCUCAGUAAUUCAUACUAGUCAGAAGCUCUUUGCCAUAAACCUUUCUCUUCUGGCACUAUGCAUCCUAAUCCUGGACCUUUACAGGAACUGCUUUUUCUUACAGUUUUCUUCUCAACUACAGCUUCAGACUUGAUCCCUCGCUUUCUUUCUGAGCCUCUUUCUACUGUCCAGAAGCCUGGUGCAACUGUAAAACUUCACUGCUCUGUUGAGCCAUCUACAGCUCACGUAUCUUGGCUAUUCAAUGGAGAGAAAUUGCAUAAGAAAUUGGAGCAAGUAGACACACAGCCAGGAUUCCUGACAAUCUUCUCUCUCAGUCCUUCAAAUUCUGGUACCUACCAGUGCAUUUCCAACAACAGCAUUGGUGCAAUUAUCAGCAGACCUGCAACAGUGUCUAUAGCGUAUCUUGAUGAUUUUGAGACUUCAACAAGGAAAGCAAUAACAGUAGAAGAAGGGAAUACUGCUUUGAUUGGUUGCAAACUACCAAAAAGCAGACCAGAGGCACGGGUCCGUUUCCGUGUACGAGGAAGAUGGCUGGAACAAUCAACUGAAAACUACCUAAUUCUCCCUUCUGGAAAUCUGCAGAUUUUGAGUGUAUCUUUACAAGACAAGGGCUUCUAUAAGUGUGCAGCAUAUAACCAUGUCACUGAAGAUCUCAAACUUGAACCUACUGGACAUAAGCUAAUAAUCAGCAGCUCUUCCUCUGAUGAUUUCCACAUAAUUCACCCCACCGGUUCUCAGACUUUGGCAGUACCUCAGCACAGUCCUCUGAUGUUGGAAUGUGUUGUUAGUGGACUAUCUGUUUCUUAUGUCCAUUGGUAUAAAGAUGGCAAAGAUGCUCUCACUAGAGGAAAGUGGCGAAUUCUUCACUCCCAUCUUAUGACUGACUCAAUUGAUACAUCAGAUGCUGGAAACUACUCCUGUGUGGUGGAUAACAAGUCUGGAGUUGUGAAGCAUGUAAACUAUAGCGUGAAUGUACUUGAAUCUGCUUCAAUUUCCAAAGGACUGCAGGAUCAGGUAGUAUCUCUUGGUAAAAACGUGCAUCUCUCCUGUGAAAUACAUGGAAAUCCGAUGCCAAAUCUGACCUGGUACCAUAAUGCAGCUCCUGUCCAUCUUUCUUCACGUCACUUAUUUUCAGGAAACAAAUUGAAAAUUAUUGGUGUCACCAGAGAGGAUUCAGGAUUGUAUCAGUGCCUAGUGAACAACGGUGUUGGAUUUGUGCAGUCCACUGCAAUGCUUCAUUCACAAGCAGACAGAGGUCUCAAGCCAGUUAUAACUUCAUUGCCACCAAUCACCAGAGUGACUGAUGGGGACACAGUCAUGUUAUCCUGCAAUGCCUCUGGGUUGCCCGCUCCUGUUAUUCGCUGGUACAACAGCCAUGGGCUGAUUACCAGCCACCCUUCACAGGUUCUUCAUUCCAAAUCCCGCAAGCCAUCCUCCCAGAUACGAACUGGCAACUCCAUUUCAGACAGAGCCUACUUCAUUAUGUCUCGCAGUGGAUCAAGCUCCUUAUAUGUCCAGCCUGUUGCAUUAGAGCAUUCUGGGAAAUACACCUGUGAAGCCGCAAAUGAAUAUGGGCUGGCUCAUUCAGAGACGGUGCUCACAGUUGUUUCUGAUGAAGCUAGUACAAAAGCAGAAGAAAUUGCUCCUGCGGAAGUUGCCCAGAGUGAUGAAGGAAAUGAAGAUUCAGAAAUGGGCCUCCAGGGAUCAUCUCCAACAGAGAUUCCUACUGAUGAAAUGGCUACAGAAAAAAUAUCAAAUGGCAUUUCUCCACCAGAAGCUCCAAUCAUUCUCAGUCCCCCACAGACACAUAAACCAGAUCAGUACAACCUUGUGUGGCGGCCUGGAAAGGAUGGUGGCCAGCCAAUUAAUGCGUAUUUUGUGAAAUAUCGCAAGCUGGAUGACAAUGUUAAUGUCACAAGCUGGAAUACAGUUCGUGUCCCUGGAAGUGAAAAUGAACUGUGUCUCUCAGAAUUGGAACCCUCCAGUCUCUAUGAAGUCUUAAUGGUAGCUAGAAAUCUGGCUGGUGAAGGCCAGCCUUCCAUGCUUACUUUCCGUACUAGCAAAGAAAGAUCAGCCUCCUCAAAAAAUACACAGGCUCCCUUGCAACCAGUUGGUAUUCCGAAGCACUCUGUUGUUCAGGAAGGUGCAGCUAACAAUUUUGGUGUGGUGCUUCCAGAUUCAUCUCGACACAGUGGAGUUCCUGAGGCACCAGAUCGACCCACUAUCUCUACAGCAUCAGAGACGUCUGUUUAUGUCACUUGGAUCCCGCGUGCAAAUGGUGGAUCACCUAUUACUGCCUUUAAAGUAGAAUAUAAACGCAUGAACAGGAACAGCGAGUGGCUGGUUGCGGCUGAUAAUAUCUCUCCUUCUAAACUUUCGGUGGAAGUUCGCAGUUUGGAUCCAGGAGUUGCAUAUAAGUUUCGUGUGAUUGCCAUUAAUAAUUACGGAGAGAGUCGACGAAGUUCUGCUUCUUGGCCUUAUCAAGUAGCUGGCUUUACCAACCGAUUUUCCAACCGUCCUGUCACAGGUCCUCACAUUGCUUACACUGAAGCAGUCAGUGACACUCAGAUUAUGCUAAAAUGGACGUAUAUUACUUCAAGUAACAACAACACACCUAUCCAAGGAUUUUAUAUCUAUUAUCGCCCAACUGAUAGUGACAAUGACAGUGAUUACAAGAGGGACAUUGUAGAAGGCACAAAACAAUGGCACUUGAUAAGCCACCUGCAACCUGAAACAUCAUAUGAUAUUAAGAUGCAAUGCUAUAAUGAAGGAGGUGAAAGUGACUACAGCAAUGUCAUGAUCUGUGAGACCAAAGUGAAACGCACACCUGGAGCAUCAGAGUAUCCAGUGAGAGACCUUAGUACACCACCUAAUUUGCCUGACCGGGGAGCUGGGAGCAAUGCUGGUCAACCAAGUGGUCCUGUCCGGAGUAGUGACAUGUUAUACCUCAUCGUGGGUUGUGUCCUUGGAGUGAUGGUCCUUAUUCUGAUAGCCUUCAUUGCCAUGUGCUUAUGGAAAAAUCGGCAGCAAAAUGCCAUGCAAAAGUAUGACCCUCCUGGUUACCACUACCAAAGUGCUGAUAUCAAUGGGCAAGUGGUUGAAUACACAACAUUACCAGGCACAAGUCGUAUCAAUGGCAGCAUACAUGGAAACUUCAUCAGCAAUGGCAACCAUAACAAUGGUUGCCUUCACGUCCAUCACAAGGUUCCAAAUGGAAUGAAUGGGAUUAUGAAUGGUGUUGUCAAUGGAGGAACUGGUGCUUAUUCAGGACAUUCCAACUCCUUGAGCAGAGCACACAUGGAGUAUGAACACACUCACUCCCUAGGAAAUGGUGGUGAUGUUUACACACUGAUGCCUCAGACAGACCCUUCAGAGUGUGCGAGCUGCCGGAACUGUAGGAACAAUAAUAGGUGUUUCUCUAAAACCAGUGGCACUUUUGGCAACAGCACUGCCCCUGCAAUGCCCAUCAUAGCACCUUAUCAGCAGGACAGUUUGGAAAUGAAACCAUUGAAUCAUGUGAUGGUUGCUAUGUGCUUCGCCUCCACAGUCCCAGGAUGCAGCAUGGAGAAGGAGGAAGACAGUGAGGAGAAGGUGGCGCCCCCGUCUCCUCAGGACUCCUGUUACCAAGAAAAUGUGAACCCGCUCAGUACAGAUUGUGUAGAAGAUAACAGUGCGCAUUCGGAAACAUCCAAUCAUGUGUUGAGCUGGAGCUCCCUUAUUCUUCAACCUCUUUCGAAAGAUUGUAAUGAAAAGACCGAAAGGAUUUCAAAUGGCGCUGCAUUAGACAGCCUGGGGGGCCUUCAGCAGCUGCAAAUACAAGAGACUUAAGAAGCGUCUUCCCCCCCACCCCACUUAAAGCCAGUAACUGCACAGCAGAGUCGCUCAAAGGGACUGACAGCAGGAUGUUAAUUAUAAGAAUUGCUAUUUAUUAUUAUUUUUGAUGCAGUGUCCUAUGAAUGUAUGUUUUAAAGCCUUUUCAUAUUAUUUAUGCCUUGAGAAAUUCCUCCUACCCAUCCCAGGAUGAAAUCAUUGUGACUGUCUGAAGCUAUGUAGUAAUAAUGGGGACCGUAUCAGUGCCUUUCUUUGACAGUGGUCACUGGAAAAAUAUGAUUGCAGUGAGGUAUAAACAUUAGAAAACCUGUUUAUUGGAGUAGUUCAAAUCCAAAUUGUUCUGUGGCUUGUCAUUUGUACUUUCGGAGUAUAAUCCAACAGGUUAGUCCUAUGCAAAUGGAAACAAAGCAAUUUCAUUCUGACCAUUAUAAUGUAUUAGUGAAAUUGACACCACCUAAUUCUAAAGAAACCUAAAAUGAAACAAUUGCAUAUGGAAGCAUAGCAGUCUGGACUCGCUUACGGUUCUUAGUGCUACAUGACCAAUUACAAGCCUACAGUGAGGAUCAUUUAAGUAAAUCUAGUCAAAGGAUGACGUGAUGAUUUUUAGCAGAUAGAUAGUAUGUAUGGAAUAAUAAUAAUGAUAUAAAAUUCUUGCCAUGGUAAUUCCAGUUAGCAAGAGGCACAAAAUAGACAACAUAAUGUCACUGCAGCAAGCAUUAUUGGAAAAAAUAUAUCUAGCCUUUACUGCAGGGUGUGUGGAAUAGUUGAGCGUGGGUAUUUUAUACCCGUGCCCAUGCUGCCAUUCUAAACCUUUCCUUCUCCCCUGCUCCAUGUUCCUGUAAUGUGUACAUUGCGUGCUUCACCCUUCUUGGAUUGGGUUAGCCUGUUUUAACCACAUUGUGGGGUACUGUGCAAAACAAGUCGGGCAGGAGAGGUAAAGAACCAUGUAUGUGUCCAUGAUAUAGGAAAGCAGCUGCAAUUGUGCAGGAUUGGAAACGAGGCCUCUUCUGCAAAGAAAUCAUGGUGUCUUUAUCUGGCCAUAGUUAUAUUAGAUAGAUAGGUUCAUACAUGCAAUCCACCUUUCUAAAAAUUCUAAAAUGGCAGGUGAGAGGAACAAAUGGCCAAAAUGCAAGGAGUUCUGGAGUAUCGGCCCAGAUUAAUCUGGGAAAAAAAUGUUUUCUUUCUUUUUAUCCUUAAUCACAAACAAUAUGGCACUAAUCAGAGAGAAGUUUCAGGAAUGAGUUACCAGUUGCACACAUGCCUCUGGAACAGGUUGCAUGAGCACAUCCUACAAAUCUAUUAAAAACUUCCAUACUUCACCAAAAAUUGGUCAAGGAAAGGGUUCUUAUUUUGCCUGCUUUGUAAAUACACUGGAGCAUGAAACAAUCAAGUGUAGAUUAAGGCCGCUGACGAAAUGUGUUAUCACUACAUUUUGUUCAUUUGAUUUAGAAUAUAAGCUUCAAAGUGGAGUUCUUUGCCUUGGGCUUUCCAAAAAUUACUGCAAUUUUACUGUACUUUACCUUGGAAGAUGGGGAUUAAAGUAGGACAGCUGGGAGAGAGAUGUUGCAGGAGGCUGUCUAUCCCUUUUUCAGGCCUUUGGAGAAUCUGUUCAUCUAGUUGCACCCUGCACUAUUAAAGUGUGGUGUCAAACUUGCCACUAAGUUGUACAAUAGCUGUAUAUGCAGCUUUAAGAGAGCUGCCUGUAUUCCUCAGAAAAAAGCUGAGGGUGUAAUUGCAUGCUGCAAGGCUAGCUGCAUGUUUUUCCUCCUCUCCCAGUUUUAACCGGCAUUAACACACACACACACACACACUAUCUCUCUCUCUCUUGUAAAAUACCUUCUCUGGGAAUAAGAGGCACAUACUUUUGUAAUGUAAUGUACAAUUACCCUACAGCAAUAUGAAUUCAUUUUCUUAGCUGGAGCCAAGAACUAGAAACAGCCCCUGUGUGGAGAGCAGGGGAUUGGGCAACCUGCCCUAGCAGACUUGGAGAGAGGAGGAAGCGCCCACAGGUGCAAUGCGCCACACUUAGUAGUGUAUGCGUGCGUGUGUGCGUGCGUGCAUGCGUGUGUUUGAGAGCGAGAGAGCAAGAGAGAUUUUAAAAAUCGGGCUCUGUAUUUUUAUAACUGUUGCAGCAAAUGUCAAAUGCUGUGUGUGUAUAUAGUGUAUGAUUAUUUUAUAUAAUAUAUGAUGUAUAUUAUAUAAUUUUAUAAAUAAGGCUCCCUAAUGAGAAUUUGCAGUGUUUAUCUGGUUGCUAUGCAAGGACACCUUUCGGUAGGAAAUUAGUAUACAAGAUUUGAUUUGGUUUAUGGUUAGACCUACUGCUGUGCAUCUGCACACUUAUUUUGACGGUGCUUUUAGCCUGCAAAGAAAUUACUUCAAAGUCACCAUGGAAAGGGAGUCACAUCCCUGUAAGCUAAGUUUGGCCUGUUUAGAUGCAGUGUCACAGCUGAUUUGGGCAUAAAUAGGUGCCUUUUCAGGAAGCAAGAAUGUGAAAAUACUUUUGAUGUAAGAAUGUAGGGGGUUCUGGCGUCACUUCCAUAAGAUGGAGCCACUUUGAUUCAGGCAAGCAGUAUGAGUCAUUAAACUGGGAGUCCUAUUUGAAGACUGGGAAAGAAUCUGUAAUAUUAGCAGAAUCUCAUCAAGGACUGCUUUAUUUAUAUUAUGUUACACUGUUUUAAGUGUUUUCCCUUUAUUGUAUUUUAUUUAUAAAAGUUAUAUAUUGCCUUUAUAUUUUAAGGGGAUCAUGCAUUUCUCUUCAAUCAUAAGUAUGUAUGAAUCUUAGAGAACUUAUGCAGGUGACCAAGUUUCUCAGAUCCACGUGCUCACUCACUUUCCACACUCACUUUCCACUCUCAAAUUCUGACUAGUUACUUCUGUGCAGAAAACAGUACCAAAAAAAAAAAAAAAUCUUGAUUUUGCCUCUCCUGAAUUACGACCCUGAGCAUCCUUCUUGGUAACUGGUUAAGUUGUCAUUGUCCGGAGUUUGCUAUGCACAAUGAUUUUGUCAGCCUCUCUAAAGACCGCCUAAGCACUUUCAUGAGACCUACAGCAUCUUAUUUAAAAUCUUCAGAAUACCAGCUCCUUAAUGUUUUGAAUCCUUAUGCUUACACUGAGUGCUUUUGAACCUGCUAAGCAAGCAGAAGCCUACAUUCCUUGUUUCUUGAUAGUGUUUUGGCCCUUAUGAAAUUUCUCCUGAAUGACCGCCCUACAUUUUUCUCAUUCAUAAAAUUCACUAUUGGAAUAUGAUGACAGCGGAGUAAGUGCUGCAUUUCUGUCCUCAGUUUUUCAUAAGUCCAGUCUCACGAAAAAGAUACGAAUUAUGCCAGUUGUUUGGAACAAAGUCAGAAAGUCGCCCUGGCAUUUUUGUCCCGAAUUUUAAACUUUUCCUUUGGUUCACCCUUGGGUCUUUGACUCUUUGGGAAUGAUUUUGACAAUUUAUGCAUGAGAUGACCUGAGCCCCAGCUAUUUAUGAUUACGCAGCAGCUGCCCAUGUUGAGCUUGUUGCCGGCUGCCUGUUCUGCCAUCACUGCAGCCUGCUCUUUGCCUCAGAAGGACUUCAAACUUGCUUUUAAUCUCCAUCCCUUCCAGAAUAUGCAAGUGUGACCUCUUAUGCUCAAAUUGGCACGACUUGCAGGAGGACGUCACCAGCACGAGUAGCUUCUUGAGCUUCAACUAUAUCUUUUCUUGAGCAAUUUUUCUUAUGGUACACAGCCGAACCACACAAAGGUCCUAUAUAUCAAAGUCUCGCCUUCCAGUCCUUGAAAAGUCACUUGGCUAAGUAAAGUAUUGCUGUCUAAGCAACAAGUGUUCUUAUAUAUGUACUUUUGUUUUGCAAAUAAAUGAUUUAAAGAUGCAUGUUUUUUGUAUUAUAUAGAAGAAAUACACUAUAUUUUCCUCUAAAGGUUGUAAUAUUCUUAUUGUGCAAAUGUUUAAAUGUAGUUUUGGGCAGGAUUUUCAUUGUGUUUUAAUAUUAAAGAGAAUGCUGCUGCUUUUA